AAAGAGACGUGGGAUUUGAGGCUGUGAGACAGAUGUGGGCAAUGAUGGCAUGAUAAUUAGUAUUCAUAAAGAUCAUUAAUACAUUUCCAUUACAUUUGGUGUUUUAUUCCCUAGCAGUUUGGUGCUCUACAGCAACAAAUGGUAAAACUGGCUGCAGCUCUGUGUGCCUACAGAAGAGAGCGAGACAGCGAAGUGUUCACAAGAGUUAUUACUCAGUGCACAGUCUUUUCCCAUACAAAAAGAAACCCUGCAAUGCUUCCUGCACCUGCAAGGAGUGUCCUAGCAACGUCAUGGGGGAAACUGUGUGCCAGGAUUUUUCUCUGAGAGCUUUUUGUUGAACCUAACUGCAGUUGUAAAACAAAGGUCAACAGCAAUUUAAGCUUUUCCAAGUGCUGUUGCUUAAUUCAUUUACUCAGAGAAAUGUUUGUGUUCUAGUUUUCUGCCAAAAGGAUAAAUAUCAGGUUGCAGAGUCGUCCAACAGACUACCCAACUGCAGUUUAGUUAAACCUGAACAUCGCUUAAUCGAAGCUGUCACUUCUCACUAGCGGGAGAAUCGCUGUUAGCAUUUAGCUCUAGCUUUUGCCUCGUGAAGUAACGAGCUGGCAGCUGAGCAUACCCAGGGGCUUUCUGCAACAGAGACCAGGGAAGAGAACACGAAAUACCACCAGGUAGUGAGAACAGAUUGUGGAUCUACCUGAAGAAUAGAAAAACGUCUGGUUUUGUCUGAGGUGUACACAGUCAUAGUCUUAAUGUAUGCACAGACCUCAGGUGAUGUGCUCCGUUCUCAUGAAUCCUUGCUCGCUGCCACAGUCUCUUCCUCUGGUAGAAGAAAUCUGCUGUGCCAUAUCAGACAUGAAUGCAGAUCGAAUGAUGGUCACACAGAAAACUUUGGUGGAGAAGUUAGUGAAAAGUUAUCCAGGCAUUGCAGUUCCCUCCCACAAAAUCUUAUACAAUAUCCUUGGUGCUCUAAUUAAAGAAAGGAAAAUCUAUCAUACAGGAGAAGGAUACUUCAUGGUCACCCCCAACACCUACUUUGUUGCAAAUGAUGCCCCAGAAGACAAUAAAAGAGUCCUGCCGGAGGACAGCUGCUGCUCCUUGUCUUCCAUCAGUUACCUUGUAAACGCUGGGAGCUGUGCAGACCCAGUGAAAGAAAACUUUCCUGCUGUAUCCCGUUACAGAUCCUGCCAUUGUCUCCCUGACCAAAAUAUGCUCAGUGACCAAAGAUAUCGGCAACUAAUGAACCAUGAAGCUAAUGGAGGAGGUAAGAAAGGCCGCAGUGAGUUGAAGCCUUCAAUUCAAACUCAAGUGAUCUCUGCAUCUGUUGAAAACCACUCCUGGGACACCAUCAAAUCCCUGACAUCAGUGAAAGAGAAACUAAAAUGCAAAAAAUUUGGCCUUGGCCUUUUCUGGAGAAGUACUUCCAAAAAAGAGAAAAAGAAGAAGGAGUUCUCUACUUUUUCAGCCCAGUUUCCUCCCAAGGAGUGGCCAGUCCGAGAUGAAGACAACUUGGAUAAUAUGCCCCGUGAUAUUGAACAUGAAAUCAUCAAGCGUAUUAACCCUACUCUCACGGUUGAUAAUUUGAUUAAGCACACAAAAUUAAUGCAAAAGUUUGAGGAGAGGAAAAAAUGUAUCAGUAAAGGUAUCUCUGCUGAAGCGUUAACUCCCAGGCAAAAGCAUCUUUCAAAGGAGAGUGUUCAAAAGACACAAAUUAGAACAGCAAAACACAGCAGGAAAACCAAAUCAGACAAAGAGAAGCAAAUUAGCAGAAGCAACAGGAAAUCUCACAUGCCUGAGCUAACAUCCCCAAAUCAGAAACUGGAUGAGAACAUUUCACUACCUACCAUGACCCACCAGCCACUGGAUGUAGCAGUGGAUUCCCACAUCAUAUAUAAAAAACAGAUCAAGAACCCUUUUCAGGGUCUCUCAUGGAGACACAACGUUUAUGCCAAAGGGUACAGAGGUCGUGUGAACAGUCAGCUGAAGCCCAGGACUCAAAAACAAGACAGGAAUUCGCAAAGGCCACGUUUCUUGGACUCCUCAAAAGCCUUUGAAUAUGAAGCUGCACAACUGGUUGCUGAAAUGCAGGCUGACAAUGCUAAGCAGAACAAAUUACUUCAGGCUAAUAGGUCCUCUCCCCAGCUAAAGAAGGACAGUUUAAGUGAAAACUGUAGUUAUCCACAAAGCAGUACUUUGCAAAUAGACGAUAAAAGUAAAUACUUGGUGGAGAGCGUUAUUUCUGAAGACAACAUCCACAGAGGAAAAGUCGAAAUGAAUCAUGGGGAUAUCCAAAAAUCCCCUCCCUCCUACACUGGGGAUAACGGUAUGUGCAAAGCAGCAGCAAAACAUUCAUUACAUCCGAAAGACAAGCACUGCAGGUACAAAGCUGACGCUGUAUGCGAGUUAUUAGAUCAAACAGCAAAUGAGUUUCAGAACGUCAGUCUUUCACGUUAUACAACCAAUGUUAGCCAGGUAAAAGAACUUGGUGUGCAACACAGACAGAAGACUGAUAAAAAGAAUGACCUUGUAUUUAAAUAUGACUGCGCCAGCCAUCCUGGAUCAAUGGAGCUGGAGGGUGAAGGAUUUACUGAUAGGGGCCAUCUUCCGUACCAGAAAGCGCAUCCUUGUGACACCAGUAGUUUGUUGCAUCUGGGUGACAAUUCUGAAAGCAAUGAACCAUGUCACUUGGCUCCUGGCCGUGCAUCUUCAGGUACAAGGGACUGGAAUAAAGCUGUGCCAAAGAUGCGGACAGCUCUAAAAAACUCCAAGGCUAAUAUUUAUUCAACACAAUAUAAUACAACUGUAAAUAAACAUGAUUCUGGAGACCAUGGAUUUAACGGGUGUGCUGGUUUUGCAGAAUCACUUGAUGGCUCAAAAAAGCAUCAAAACCCAGACUUUAGAGUAGAAAGUUGUUUGUGCAGUCAGGUUCUUCCAGCAGUUCACAGAAAGGAAGUUGAAACUGGCCUUACUGAACAUGCGAAGGCUUCAGCUGUAGCCGAUUUCUGCAGCACCGAUGAGGCUGACUCUUUGCUCAACUCCCCCUGUGAGACAGAAGUAGUGGUGUGCCGUGCUUUGGGCCCACAAACCAAAGAAACAAGAAACCCCCCAGGAAAGAAAGGUCUGUUUUUUAAGAAUGUAUGUACUGUGCUAUCAGGACAGAAUCACGCAGAGGGGACAGAAAACCACAGCAUAACAGGAGACAGUGGGAUUGACUCCCCAAGAUGGACUGAAAAGAAGAUGAAGCUUCCUGCCAAAUUCUAAAAGAAUAAUAAUGCUAAAAGGAGGAGAGGACAAUCACAAAAACAUUCCUUGCUUCAGCUAACUGUGGUCAUGAAUGUUUGAUUAGUUUUUUAAUGAGCUACGUAAACUUUUUUCUUUCUAACAGUACAACCAUACUAUAACUAUGACCAGUCACAGUGUGAGACUGCCUCUAAAUCAGAGCUGUUUGUUAAAAGUGUGGAGAUCUAAGGCAUGUUUCUGUUGCUCUCUAGUUUUUGCAUCCCUAUGUCUAAUAAAAGUGAGGACUGAUAUACUUCACUUAGA
Messenger RNA from Oxyura jamaicensis (ruddy duck), 3540 nucleotides. It is a transcript of the gene STOX1, whose product is annotated as storkhead box 1. Gene Ontology annotation, biological process: positive regulation of transcription by RNA polymerase II. Lineage: Eukaryota; Metazoa; Chordata; Aves; Anseriformes; Anatidae. Gene Ontology annotation, cellular component: nucleus; cytoplasm. The transcript has 4 exons. The coding region runs from base 754 to 3258 and encodes 834 amino acids. Gene Ontology annotation, molecular function: RNA polymerase II transcription regulatory region sequence-specific DNA binding; DNA-binding transcription activator activity, RNA polymerase II-specific. The record is from RefSeq and is a predicted model, not a curated record.